Molecule: messenger RNA, 1104 nt
Organism: Raphanus sativus (radish)
Lineage: Eukaryota; Viridiplantae; Streptophyta; Magnoliopsida; Brassicales; Brassicaceae
Exons: 2
Coding region: 1-1104 (367 amino acids)
Source: RefSeq, a predicted model, not a curated record
AUGACGGAAGAAGAGGAAAACCUCUAUUGGGUCGAACAGGAGGAACUUGCCGAAAGGCAAACCGAGAUUACUCGCCGCGAACGCCGACAAGCUCGGAAAACCGCUGGAGAGGAUCCCGACAUACGCGAUCUCCGCGAAUACAUCACCAAAACCGCCGCGGAAGUAAGGGCCGUGAAAUCGCAGAUCCACCACGCCACGAGUGCUGACCCAGAAAUCGAUAGGCUGCUCGAGGUGGCUCGCAAGACUCCCUUCACCGCGCGAAUCUCCGAGACAAAGGUGUCUAAUCCGGGAAAGCUCAAGAUACCGAUGUAUAAUGGUACGACCGAUCCAAAGGCGCAUCUCCAGGCGUUCCAUAUCACUAUGGGAAGAGCCAGGCUUAGAGAAAGCGAGAAAGACGCUGGUUACUGUCUCCUGUUCGUCGAAAAUCUAGAAGGUGCGGCGCUCGAAUGGUUCUCCCGGUUGAAGCGAAACUCCAUCAGAAGCUUUCGCCAACUCGCAUCGGAAUUCCUCCUCAAGUACUCUAUGUUCAUCGAUAGUGAAACUUCUGAUGUCGAUCUCUGGAGCUUAACCCAGGAAGAGGGCGAGUCCCUCCGAGAGUUCAUAAGCUGUUUCAAACUGAUCAUGGCGAAGGUCAGCGGAAUCAGCGACAAAAUCGCCAUCGACGCGCUCAGGAAGGCGCUCUGGUACAAGUCAAAGUUUAGAAAGUGGAUAACGCUCGAGAAACCUCGCACAAUCCAGGACGCCCUCCACAAAGCCUCAGAUUACAUAAUAAUCGAAGAAGAGACGAAAGGGGAAGAACUCCAAGGCGCGCACAACUACGCAAUCAAUCCGGAGCAGGGCAGGACUUCAGGAAAUACGUGGAAUCAUAACCAGAGUUACGACAAAAACGUAUACUGCGAGUUCCAUCAGACCGAAGGUCACUCCACGGCUAACUGCAAAGUCGUAGGGGCAAGGCUGGCCGCGAAGCUGCUUGCUGGAGAACUCUCUGGAGUAACCAGCAUUAAGUAUCUAAUCCUCGACUUCGACCGUCCGCCAAAAACCAACAAGAAUCCUCCCGCGGAAAACUCGUCGCCGAGAAAUCAGGCCGGGGAAAAAUGCGAGUGA